Molecule: messenger RNA, 1486 nt
Organism: Cydia splendana
Lineage: Eukaryota; Metazoa; Arthropoda; Insecta; Lepidoptera; Tortricidae
Product: cyclic GMP-AMP synthase-like receptor
Exons: 8
Coding region: 145-1458 (437 amino acids)
Source: RefSeq, a predicted model, not a curated record
UAAGAUACUUGAUUCAUUUCCCCGCAAAUAUAAACGAAGUGGAACACUGUUUUUUUCAUGCUAAGAAGUUAGUGCCAUCGUGCCUGGUACAAUAGCAGAAGAAUAGCCCAAACACUCUACAAAGGAAGAGACGUUUUGCACACCAUGGUGGUUUUCUUUACAGACCAUCUGCGGGCCCAGGGUGCUCAAAUCUUUCCCUUGAAGCCCGAAGUGAAAGUUCCAGCGAAACCAGUCAUCAAAAGUUUGAAUAGUCUCCUACACGACAUAUAUGUGCGUUUCAUAGCACUAAGAGAUAAGGAUUUUGAGAAAUAUUACAAUGUGUUUGAAACAAUAUUUUUCAAACUGCAUGAACUGAUGAAAGAAGCAGAUCCGUAUUACAAGCAAUAUACCAGCAAUGUACUAUUUGCGGGUAGCCACUACGACAAACUACGCAUAAACAAACCCGAUGAAUUCGACAUGGAUAUCGUCAUCGGUCUGCCCGUCAACGCGGACGAAAACCCCCAAAACCCGGCUAAAAGCGACGUGGUCAUGGAGGAUAUUGCGCCUGGCUUCGUGAGGCUGAAGAUGGGGAAACAGUUCCAGAACCUGCCGAAUAGGGAUCAGAGGGAAGAUUGGGAAAUAAACCAGACGGCUUACAAAUGGUUAGACGAUGACAACUACCUGCUGCGCUCACAGUUCAUGUACUGGUUCAAGAGUGUGGUCGACAAGGCCAUGAACCUCUUUGAUCAGGACGAGUACGGUGAGCCCUAUAUGGACGUUGAGGGGACUAAGUACACCCUCCGCCUAUCUGCCAGUGGCCCGGCCUACACGCUCAUUAUCGAGGACAAAAAUAGCGGGUUCCGUCUGGACGUGGACCUGGUCCCGGCCCUCAAGUUUCCUGAGGAUCGCUGGCCUAUCACCAAGAAAUAUAGAAGGAUACCCAAGCGUUGCAAGAAAGAUUUCUUCAUGGUGGUGCCGAAACCCUUGAAGGGCGGCCGCAGCCCGUUCGACUCGGACCGCUCCUGGCGCCUGGCCAUGCAUAUACAGGAGAAGGACCUCAUGUACGACACCUGUCAUAUGAAGCAGGUCAUACGACUGAUAAAGAAGCUCCGUGACUCCCUAGGGAUGGACAAAAUCGCAAGCUACUACAUCAAGACCAUAUUCUACCACGAGGCCAUCGAACGAGAGCACGAUGAAGAUUUCUGGAGUAGAAACAGCCCUGCUGAUCUCUUCAUACACAUGGUCAAGAAGUUUCUACAAUACCUGGAAAUGAAGAACAUUCCAUACUUCUGGAACCCAGAAAAUAAUCUGAUAGAACACAUUAAUGACUCGACUUUAACCAGCUACGCUAAUCAGCUGAAGCAACUUGUUAAGGUUUUGGAUAAUUUGGAUGAUCCGUCGAACUAUAAGAAGGUUGCGAAGUUUUUGUUGACGAAGAGUCAAUUUGAGUUGUACAGGAAGAAAAUACUGCGCAUAUAAUUGCUAUACGCUUCGCAACGCAAGUCUU